CUCGGCCGGGUGCAGUCCUCCGAGCUGCUGGCGCUGCAGGAGCGUUUGCUGCGGCGACUACAGGCCGACCCCAGCCCCCAAGCCCCGUCGGUUGCUGAGGCGGGCACGCUCCUGCUCUGCGAGCCAGCGGGGCCUGCGUACACCGGCGGGCUGCGCGGUGGGCUGACGCCUGAGGAAACUGCGCGGCUGCGGGCCUUAGGCGCCGAGGUGCACGCCACAGGACGCGGCGGCCUGGCCACCUUCCACGGACCCGGCCAGCUGCUCUGCCACCCUGUUCUCGACCUGCGGCGCCUCGGCCUGCGCCUGCGCACUCACGUGGCGGCGCUGGAGGCCUGCGCAGUGCGACUGUGCGAGCUGCAGGGCCUGCGCGGCGCCCGCGCGCGACCCCCGCCCUACACUGGUGUCUGGCUGGCGGAGCGCAAGAUCUGCGCCAUAGGAGUCCGUUGUGGAAGACACAUAACAUCCCAUGGCCUGGCUCUAAACUGUUCUACGGACCUCACGUGGUUUGAGCACAUUGUGCCCUGUGGACUGGUUGGGACAGGAGUCACUUCGCUGAGUAAGGAGCUGCAGAGGCUUGUCACUGUGGGUGAAGUAAUGCCACCUUUCCUUGUGGCCUUCAAGGAGACUUUCAAGUGCACACUGAUCUCAGAGGACAGCCCAAACUGAAGAGCAUUUGUUUCCCUUAGUCCAGCCAGGAUGGUCCUGUGGUAGAAGGCACCAAGUCUGAGUACAGUCACCCGAAGCCGAUUCUAGAACUGCUGUGUAAUUUUACUGACGUGAGACCACAGACAGAUCAUGAGCUCUGAGCUAUUGCUUGUGUUCCCCCCAUCUACCUCAGGGAUGCUAGAUGUGAAAACACUAUGAAAAGCCUUGUACUACAUAAAGCUUUAUCACGACCCUGGUUUCUCACCUGAGAGAAACUCCAGUGUCAUGAACUGUCACUUCUCAGUUCCUUUUAACUUCCUCAGUGCUACAUCUAAUUGAGCAAUUUUGGUCUCUGAAUCCUUUGAGUUUUAGAAGAUCAGAUCUCUGAGUGGCCCAGGUGAAAAUGAUGUGAUAUACUAUUUUCAUUCUCAGUAGGCCCUGGUGCUUUCUUCAAUAAAUGGAAAAGCUUCUUCAAAGGUUGAAUCCCCCAAGUUUUAUACCUUACCUGUUUUUGCUUGAGUUAGCAUGAAGUAGGCCAGAAAAAACGAGAAUGAUUUCUCCUUCCACAGAGAUGCUAUGGCGAUAAGAUUUUCAUGCAUGAGAUCCCUAGGUUUGUAAGAAUGCCUGUUAGCUCUUGCUCAUUGUUUGUGGAUCAGGAAUUUGGGAGCAGCUUAUCUGGAUUAGACUCUUACAUGAGCUUGCCUUAAAGGUGUCAACUCUCGUUGGAAGGCUUAACUGGAGGACAGCUUCCAAGAUGGGUCACUCCAUCUAGCUUAGUUGUUUCUAGUUGUUGACAGGAGGCCUCAGUUCCUUACUGUGUGGGCUCUACUGUAGGGCUGCUUGUAUGUUCUCAUGACAGGCACAGGCUUCUCAGAGCAAGUGAUGUUAGAGAGGACAAGCUAGGCACUACCAUGAUCUAACUUUGAAAGUCACAUGAUCCUUUCUGUAUUAUUCUUACAAGUGAGCCUUAUUUAGUGUGGAAGGGACCACAUAGGAGCUGCAAGAGGUGACGAUCUGGUGGAGCCAUCUUGGUGACUGGCUCUCAUAGCCUGUUAAAGAGCUGUGACUGAGACCCUGGUGCCAGCCUUGGCACUUUGGAAAAGUCAUUUUCUCUCUCUGGGCUUCAGUUUCCACUUAGACCAGUGCUGUUCACUAGAAACAUAAUAGGAACUGUAUUUUAAUUUGACAUUUUCUAGGAAC
This is a messenger RNA of Nannospalax galili (Upper Galilee mountains blind mole rat), 1845 nucleotides long. It is a transcript of the gene Lipt2, whose product is annotated as lipoyl(octanoyl) transferase 2. Gene Ontology annotation, cellular component: mitochondrion. The record is from RefSeq and is a predicted model, not a curated record. Gene Ontology annotation, biological process: protein lipoylation. The transcript has 2 exons. Gene Ontology annotation, molecular function: lipoyl(octanoyl) transferase activity. Lineage: Eukaryota; Metazoa; Chordata; Mammalia; Rodentia; Spalacidae. The annotation marks the transcript as partial.